CGUUUGAGUAGUGUUGUCAGUCUACAGUUGGACUCGUCAAGUAACCGAACCGUCCUAGGCGUUAUAUCGCAGGGUUUACUGCCAAGCGCCUAGACUUAAAACAUAAUUGGCGAGAUAAGCUACUGUUGUAAAAAACAUUUCGUGAACGUAGAACAAGAACAAGUUUGUGUGAAAGUGUAGGUCUAGUUUUGUAACCUGUGUGUGUGCGUGUCGGUAGUGAAACGGUCGAUAAAAUUGGUGAUCGUUCUGUGCUAUUUGUGGAUUCCUUACAUACUAUUGGAUUUGUUGGUGAUAAGUUGGAUUUAUGGUUUAAAAAUGCCGUCGAACAAGAAGUUGAUUUCAAAAAUGCGCCAGAUUGCACAGUGGAUCUUAGUUGUGCAUGUGGUUGAAUUUAUAGAAGCAUACUGCACACCACGUGACACAGCCCGCCGCUCCCCACAGCGAAGCCGUCGCUCCAGAGAACAGCGCCGCUCCCCCGAAGCCACCAGAUGGCGUUACGACUCCCGCCGAACAAAUUACGACUUUGACUCUUGUCGAAGGCCGUACGAUUACGAAAGUCGAAGAUAUAACUACGGUAGAGACUUUGACGAGGAUUCGGGAAGGCGAGCAGAGUUUGACGCAGGCUCAGCAAGGCGACGAGCGGAUUACGAGUCCGCUAGAAGGACCGACUUUGAUUUGUCGGCGCCUAGUGUGUCAAGGCGUAGUCCCGAAAGUGCCCCUGAAGGAUCAGUGGAAUCUCCACCAGAACCAGCACCAUCUGCACCAUUGAGGCACGAGAGACAAGCCAGACACAGAUCUCAACCAUAUUACGAAUCAGAAUCAUCAUCAGAGGAUCGCUCAACAUCAUCAGAAGGAGAGGAAGACGAAUUUGGAGAAUUUGAUCCAUUUGCCACAGCACCUUCUCUACAUUCCCCAGACAGUGGUCGUUCAGACCCGCGAUACGCUAACGCGCCGCGAAGGAACCCAAGUCCUUACUACUACGGUGAUUUGUUCAAAACACCUCAACAAGCGCCAACACCAUCAGCCCCAACUAUUUCAACAACGUCAUCUUCUCGUGGUCCACGAUACAGGAAGUCAGCUAGUCUAGACGCACCUCACGUUGCUCCUAGACCAAAUCUACCCAAAAGAUUCUCAGUUGCUGAAGAUGGUUUCCGUGAGCUAGAGCGCUCAUCAUCUUCGUCUGGUGAGAGCGCGUGGAUGCCGCCGAGGCGUCGCGGGCGCGACGCGGCCGGCUGCGCGUGCGCCGCGCCCGAAGAUGUAGAGGAGCAUCGUUCUUCUCGCAGCGUCUUUUACGUGCCAGCGCCUCUGCCCCGCUGGCCGCAAGAGAUGACCACCAGACAGAUUUACGAAACAGCCUUCGACUGUAAAAUUGCCCGAUCGGAUGAUGACUUGGACGACUUUGAUAGAGUCAGUAACCACCCAGCCCUUCUGCAAGCUGAAGACCGAAAGGUCAUUUCUUCCGCAUCAUCGGCUUUUGAAGCUGUUGAGCGCAGCGAACCUGAUUAUAAAGGCCGCCGCAAGGUGACUAUGAAGACGGAUAGUGUUCGCCGCUCUAAAAUCCCAACCAUACGUCAAAAGAGGGAGAAUGAGAACAAUGCAUGUGCCUUGUCUGAGGAAUUAGAAAAAGUUCAUAUUGAAGAAGAUGGCCGAACGGCGUCAGCGUCGCAACUUCCACUACGCGGAUACACGCCUUCACCACCAUCAACAGCCCCUUUGCCAACAAAAUUCCAACAGAAAGACGGAUCUGCCAUGAACAGUAUCAAAAGCGCUCCUAAUUUGCCUCAAUCACAACCAGCACACCCUCGUCUGAAAGACUUAAGGUUGCCUGUAAAGUCUUUACGCGCUCGUGACACUCCUACGAGUAGCGAUGCUAGCAUGGCUGAUGUAAAAGGUUCAGUAUCUACUGAAUUAGAUCUCGGACAGCGUCUAAGAGAUUCCAGUCGCGAAUCUCGCGAUGGUGAUGAUGAAGGAGGGCAAUCAAAAGACGGUAUUUUUUUAGAGAUUAAGGGCCGGCCCACUUCCGAUUCUGACACACCUGAAUUGAAUCGGUACACGGGGCCAAAGGGGGUCGGCCCUAUAAUGGAGUUUAAGGGAAGGCCUGGAGUAAUUCGUCCGCGACGUAAAUAUUCUAGCACGGAAAGUAUGGCGACAAGCAGUAGUGGAGGCAGCAUGGAGUCACUCCGGAGUAGUAAUAGUGAAGGCGAUAGGAGUAGUAGUAGUUCAGAAAGUCGUCAUUCGUCUUCGCUAAGUUCACACAGCUCUGAUUCAGGAAAUGUGCCAUUCACGAAAUCACAUCACAUGCAGUUAUCGGGGUUUGGGCACCAUCCAGCUAAAUUGCAUAUCCUUAGCCCAAUUUCCGAUAAAUCAUCACAAGAACCGGCCUCAGAAACAUCUGAUAAUAAUAAGAAUAAUAAUUCUCAAAAAGUAUCACCUGAAGAUUGUGAAACUGGUAAUACGACGAUGCAAACGACUGUUGAAAUUGUUGCCAAACCUAAACGACGUGCGUUACAAAACAGGAAUCUUUUAAACCUCACAUUUAGACAUUCAACAACUGGCGAUUCUGAAAUUCAAGGCUCCGACAGUGGAAUUUCGAUUCACUCUAGAGAAGGCGUAGACUCACGCAAUACCUUCAUCAAUUUCAAAAAUAGUAAUACUGAAGAGGAACGAAAAGAUGAAGAUGUAGAUCUAUCAGAUCUUCCAUUCGACAUGCCCAAGUUGAGGAGACGACGGGCCGAGGCCGAAGCCGACUUACGAUCCUUGCCAUUUGACAUGCCCAAACUACGUCGAAAAUUACGCGGGCAGUCACUACAACUAAAUAACGACUUUGGAGGGGCUAUCUCGAAUGCCUCUUCUAGCCAAAGCGUGCAAGACUUAAAUCAAGGAAACAAACACAAACCGAAUUUGAAGUUGAAUUUUGAUAGCGGCAGCGGUGGUUCUGGCAGUUCUAAGGGAUUGCACUUAAACUUGGGACCGAUAGCUCCGCCUCGAGAUUUGGUUGAUGCUUCUCUUCCACUUGACCGACAAGGGUGGUACCACGGGACCUUAUCGCGCGUUGAAGCUGAGAGUCUGCUAAGGGAUGCGGAUGAGGGCGCUUUUUUGGUUCGGAACAGCGAAUCAGCAAAACACGACUAUUCGCUAAGUCUGAAGUCAACACGUGGUUUUAUGCACAUGCGUAUUUGCCGUAGUUUAGACGGUUACACUUUGGGUGGUGCGGCGACUGCCUUCCCUACGGUGCCGGCUUUGAUGCGUCACUACGUCACUGCCCAGAGGCUUCCAGUUCGGGGUGCGGAACACAUGGCACUGUCCACACCUCUGCCAGCCGUCCUACUUUGAACAUCCCAUCAGGACAGAUGGGUUUUUAAUUUGAGUGAACCUCGAUCGGACGACCGGUCGGUUCGGAGUUCGGAAAGGUGUACAUAAACAGCGAUCGGAAAUCCAAGGUGUGAUUAUUUUUGUUUAGAUUGCUGAAGAAAGCACAAGUAAAGGAGUUAUUUAACGUAUUUGUAUAGCUUUAGGAAUCCAGUGAAUAAUACCAAAGAGUUAGAAUUCAAUUGCUGACGAACUGGCUUACAUUUAUUUGUAUACGCUCAGGUAGCAAUGUAAUUAUGCUAGUCCAGAAUAUCGCAGCCACAUUAUUAAAUACAUUAUUUAUUCGCAUAUAAUCAUUUUCACAUUUAAAUGUAUCGUAUACUAUGUCUAACGAAAUAGGUACUUAUGUUGUAUUGCUUCGUAUUACUCAUUCAUCGUUUAUCUUAUGCAUUGAUACCAUAUAUCUUUUAUUAAUCAGUGUUAACUAUAUGUAUGUUGUACGUUUGUUUGGUAUUGACGCAAACGAUGAUAUUAAGUAGUUAUAUUGUGUGAUUAUUCGUUUUGCAAAAUAUUUGCGAUGAGUCAUUAAAACAUUAAUCUGACCUCUAUAUUCAUUUGCAAUAACUUGGCCUAAGCAAUAGACUAGUAAACCUAAUUACCUAUUUGCUAAUGGUCUUGUCGUGGAAACACGUCACAGCUUACGGUAGACUUUGAAACAAUAUUAUUCUUGUCUCGAACCGUACCUAUUUACGUAAGUUUGAAAAUAGAGGAAUAUUCCUUUACAUUUGAAACAAUGGCUGUCUCAUGAUGAUACUUAAUUUUAUUAUUGUAAUAGAAAAGCGCUCCAAUGCAGUUACUAUUUAGAACGACAUUGCCAUGAUUCACAGACCACGUAGAUACAGGUGUGAAGAAUCAAGUCUGAAUAUAAAUUCGUUUUAACAAUAAGUGACUCACUAUAAAAACAUUCAACUUUAUAUUAAAAGCGCGUAAACUGCUUACGCAAACUAUAAAAUGUAUUCAGCAAGGUUAAAAACAAAUCAGAUUGCAAACCGUGGAAUAUUUAUGUAGCAAACAUGAAAUAGGUGGGCAAAGUUGUCACAUUGACGAGAAUAUAUGUUUAAAUAGAACCUUGAUACGAUAGAUACAAGGUUGAGUUUAGUAGAACUUGUAAUGGAAUGAGUCAUAAGCACAUGGGUCGAAUAGACACGAAAAUAAUAUCGAUUUAGUACAAAAUUGUACUGAGUAGACCUGUUGUCAGUUGGUACUUUUAUACAAAUUCAAAACAGUAGAUUACUUAUUUAUAACUAACCUUCAAGUGUCUGUAUUAAUUUUAAAAAUAUUCGCUAGUGCAGUUCAUGAGCUGUCGUCAGGCGGUGAAAAUGUCCCGCCAAUAAAAAUUAACACAUACACUUGAGGCACAAAAAAAUUGGCCAACAUGAAACGACACUAAAUAUAAUAAAAUUUUGAUAUAGCUUUCAUACUAUAGUGAAGUUUUAAGCUAAUCAUGACUAAUGGCACAUAACAGAAUUACAUAUAUAAGAUCAUAGAUGAAGAUUGCACAUGUUAUGUAACAUUCACAUCAUAACUUAUUUAUAUUUUUUGUUAUAAUAGAAUUUAAGUAGAGUAACGGGAUGGAUAUGGGGCCCUCAAUAACGGAUAGAUUUAGUUCCUCUUCAUAGUUUUAUAUCACUUGGUACUUCUACAACGAUAUAUUGAUAACCAGUGAUGUAUUCAAUGAAAGGCGUAGCAGCUAUAUUUAAUAGAUUCUUCUGUGAUUUUGUGUUUAAUACAAUAAAAGCCAAAAAAAUGUUGUGUAUUAUAAAAUUAAGUUCAUCGUAUUUAUUAUGUAACGCAUAUUCAUGCUUAUAUAUGUUCACAUUUUGUCUAAUAAAUGUAAAACAAGAUCUCAUGGAAUACUUCCUUUGGAUGGUUCAGUUACCCUAGUGUUAAUUUUGAUUGAUUUGUACCUGAUUUUUUGAGAAACGUUGUUUGAGACUUAAAAUUUAAUUACGUUUUUAACAGAUUUAUUUUGUUAAUUAAUUUAGUGAUCAUUAGAAUAAUAAUAUAAAAGUAGAAAUGUAUGAGAAUGAACGAAUUUUUCGGAUGUAUGUGACAUUUAUUAUUGUAUGUAAUUACUUAACCACCGCGAAGCAGCUUUUGCAAGCGUGCAACUAAUUUUAAUUAUAGAAAUUAAUGUACCGUUUUAUUAUUAAGCUGUGGUACUUAUUACAUGAGAAGGGAAGUCAUUUUGGGUCCAGAAUCAUCGUCACUGACGAUUUUUAACAUCUACAUUUUGUAGAAUAAAAUUUAAUUUCUUAUUCACCCAUCUUAUGUAUUAUGUACAUGUAUGAUUAUGUAGUAAACGCGUAUUGGAAGGUAGGCUAAAGAUAACGGAUGAAAUUCUUAUAUUUGGAAGUUUUGAAAACGUGUCAAAAUUCUUUUUCAUGAGCGAUGUAGGUCCCGAAACGGAGUUAGGUAAAAAUUAUAGCUUAUAGUAGUUAUAAUCAAGUGUAAUUUUGAAGGUGUAGUUUGAAAAUUGACGAUGAAAUAAAUUCCAU
Messenger RNA from Spodoptera exigua (beet armyworm), 5867 nucleotides. NCBI's taxonomy places the organism in Eukaryota, Metazoa, Arthropoda, Insecta, Lepidoptera, Noctuidae. The record is from the annotation of a GenBank genome assembly.